UCGCGGCCUCCUACCUCUCUUUCUCCAGGCACCUCACACUUAAAUCACGGGUGGAAGGCAGGCUCGGUUCCCCUUGCGCCUGGAAGCUGCUGCCCCCUCCCUUGCUCACACCGGGUUUUGCAGCAGUGGCGGCAGCUGCCACUGAUUCCGGCACUGGGGAAGCAAUUGAUACGUCUACUGCCAGCAGCGCGGAGUCGUCUACGCGGACGACAGAGAGAAAGAGGAAGAGAGAGAGAAAGAGAGAGGAGAGAGAGAGAGAGAGAUUGAUUCACAGAGCAAAAACCUUCAUCCAUGUGGAGGGCAGUCUGAGGGAGCCACUGUGUGCCUUGUCCACUGAGUGGUCUGAGUUUUCUCCUCUUCUGGCAGUGGCAUCUCCACUGAGCUUUCAAACCAAGUCAUCCGGAGUUAGCAUUUUCCCACCCGGCAGGGAAGAGAGGAGUUGGCAAGAAUUUGGCUCACCCAUUCCCCCUGCAAUCCUCUGGUGUCGCGGAGCACUGGGCUUCUACCAUGAGUGACACCGUGUUCAGCAACAGCUCUAGCCGUUGGAUGUGUCCCAGUGACCGACCCCAGCAAUCAAAUGAUAAAGAACAGCUCCAGACAGGAUGGUCCGUUCACCCCAGUGGUCAGCCAGACAGACAAAGGAAGCAGGAAGAGCUGACAGAUGAGGAGAAGGAAAUCAUCAACAGGGUGAUUGCUCGUGCUGAGAAGAUGGAAGAGAUGGAGCAGGAGCGAAUCGGGCGCCUGGUGGACCGUCUGGAGAACAUGAGGAAGAACGUGGCUGGGGACGGGGUGAACUGCUGCAUACUGUGUGGAGAAGAGCUGGGGAUGCUGGGCUCUGCCUGUGUAGUGUGUGAGGACUGUAAGAAGAAUGUCUGCACCAAGUGUGGAGUGGAGACCUCCAACAGCCGCCCACACCCUGUGUGGCUCUGCAAAAUCUGCAUCGAGCAGAGAGAGGUGUGGAAGCGCUCUGGAGCAUGGUUCUUCAAGGGCUUCCCCAAACAGGUCCUCCCACAGCCUAUGCCCAUAAAGAAGACCAAGCCCCAGCAGCCAGCCAGUGAGCCUGCUGCCCCUGAGCAGCCCGCCCCUGAGCCCAAACACCCUGCCGGGGCUCCAGCUCAAGGUGACGCUGAUGACAGGAGGGGCCCAGGUCAGAAGACAGGCCUUGACCUGGCCUCUGCUCCUGGGCGAGGAAGCUAUGGGCCUCCUGUGCGAAGGGCCUCCGAGGCACGAAUGAGCUCAUCUAGCCGGGACUCAGAGAGCUGGGACCAGAGCCACGGCGGAGCUGCUGGUGACCCCAGCUGGAGCCCAGCAGGUUUGAGACGGGCCAACUCAGUCCAGGCCUCUAGACCCACCCCGGCCUCGAUACAGAGUCCAGCGCCCCCCAAGCCUGGGCCCCCAGGACCCCCAGGAGGCAGCAGACCCAGUCCCGGGCCAGCAGGACGUUUUCCAGAUCAGAGACCAGAGGUGGCUCCGAGUGACCCUGCCUAUACAGGGGUCACCGCCCCACCGCGAGAGGAGAGAACGGGGGGAGUUGGGGGCUAUUCGGCAGUUGGAGCCAAGGAGGACCGAGCGGGCCGCCCACUGGGCCCCUGUUCCCAAGCGUCUGCUGCUGCUCCCCAGCCGGCCGCGGUCCCGGCCCGCCAGCCCCCACACCCACAGGAGGAGGAGGAGGAGGAGGAGGAAGCCAACAGCUAUGAUUCAGAUGAAGCAACCACCCUGGGUGCCCUGGAGUUCAGCCUUCUCUACGACCAGGACAACAGCUCCCUGCACUGCACCAUCAUAAAGGCCAAGGGACUGAAGCCCAUGGAUUCCAAUGGCUUGGCCGAUCCCUACGUUAAGCUGCACCUCCUGCCGGGAGCCAGCAAGUCCAACAAACUUCGUACGAAAACCCUGCGGAACACCCGAAAUCCCAUCUGGAAUGAGACUCUGGUCUAUCAUGGCAUCACGGAUGAGGACAUGCAGAGGAAGACCCUCAGGAUCUCUGUCUGUGAUGAGGACAAAUUCGGCCAUAACGAGUUUAUCGGUGAGACCAGAUUCUCGCUCAAAAAAUUGAAGCCCAACCAGAGGAAGAACUUCAAUAUCUGUCUGGAGCGGGUGAUCCCAAUGAAGCGUGCUGGAACCACCGGGUCAGCCCGAGGCAUGGCCCUUUAUGAGGAGGAGCAGGUGGAGCGUAUUGGUGACACAGAGGAACGCGGCAAGAUCCUGGUGUCCCUCAUGUACAGCACACAGCAGGGAGGCCUCAUUGUGGGCAUCAUACGCUGCGUGCACCUGGCGGCCAUGGACGCCAAUGGCUACUCAGAUCCAUUCGUCAAGCUCUGGCUGAAACCAGAUAUGGGAAAGAAAGCGAAACAUAAGACUCAAAUUAAGAAGAAAACCUUGAAUCCUGAAUUUAAUGAGGAAUUUUUCUAUGACAUCAAACAUAGUGACCUGGCGAAGAAGUCACUGGACAUCUCAGUCUGGGACUAUGACAUUGGCAAGUCCAAUGAUUACAUCGGAGGCUGCCAGCUGGGGAUCUCAGCCAAGGGAGAGCGCUUAAAACACUGGUACGAGUGUCUGAAAAACAAGGACAAGAAGAUCGAACGCUGGCACCAGCUACAGAAUGAGAACCACGUGUCAAGCGAUUAGGAUGGCGCCCAGGUCCCCACCUCCAUGCCCCAGCCCAUGUCCCGUCACCCCACAGCCUGUCCCAGCUGCCCAUUGCACUCUGGUCUCUCUUCUCUACGCCUCCCCCAAGCCCAUCACUCCUGGAGCCUGCCUUUGCAGUCUCCCCCGCACCUUGGACAUUGCCACCAAAAACCCCCCCUCUCCUCAACGCUGCGAUGCGGGCUCUGAGCGCAGCCCCUCUCUGAUCCCUCCAGAAUGGAGCCAUAGGGAUAGGGAUGGGGAGAUUUUCACAAGGAGGUUGUUAAUUUAACAACCUCUCAGCCUGGGUAAAUUACAGAGGCUCUUCAUCAUUUAGGACUGUUUUUAGACCCUCCUGGCCUUGGACACACGCACAUAACACACACACACACACACACACACACGUGCACAACUUGUUUCCUAUGUUGCAUCCACCUAUACCCUCAGUUGUCAGCAGAGCCAGACAAGGCUGUGAGGAUAAGCAUUUGGGCAGAAAUAGAGCAUCCCGGGUCCCUCCACCUCUUCACAUCAUACACCCCAGUUGCCACAAAGCAGACCCCCAUGUUUAAACUCCCCAGUGACUAGGAACACACCCUCCUGGCUCCAGGUGCAUCAAGAAAUGACCAUGCAGAAUACCCAAAGGAACUGGGUAGCCCCCCCUCUUUCAGGAUGUCCCCUAUUUGCUUCCUAGCAGAAACUAGCUCCCAUUCUCUACCACCCACCUCACCCCUUCUCCUCCUUCCCCUUCCCUUUGCCCAACGCCACGUUCACCUCUCCCUUCCUCACCCUCUCACCUCUUCUC
Messenger RNA from Balaenoptera musculus (blue whale), 3424 nucleotides. RefSeq names its product rabphilin 3A (gene RPH3A). The coding region runs from base 508 to 2625 and encodes 705 amino acids. The record is from RefSeq and is a predicted model, not a curated record. The transcript is spliced from 22 exons. Gene Ontology annotation, cellular component: membrane. Gene Ontology annotation, molecular function: small GTPase binding. NCBI's taxonomy places the organism in Eukaryota, Metazoa, Chordata, Mammalia, Artiodactyla, Balaenopteridae. Gene Ontology annotation, biological process: intracellular protein transport.